AGUAUCAAGAACAACAUCAAUCUGGAUGUGAGAUAUAAUAUCUUCCAACCUACCUAGGUAUAUACAUGGUGAUGUGAAUCAUGUUUUUACCUUGUCAAGCUUUUUACAAUUGUAAAUUGAAGGUGGGAGAUGUUAUAGUAAUAGUUAAUGUGGAUCUUUUCGAUAAUUUAUCAAGUCUAGUUGUGUAGGUCAAGAGGGUAUUCAUAAUGGCGCCUAUUCCCGUCUAUACCGACAGUCCUAUUGCUGCUUCGAAACCAUCCGGAGUAACUCCCCAGACUGCAGGUGGUCAAGCAUCAUCUGCUUCAAAUCCAGCGACAACCAGUACAUCACCUACUCCAACUAGGAAGACGUCGUAUCCAUCCGCACAACCCGGUGCCACACCUUCACUUCCAGCUCCGACGGGGGCCAUAUCUCAAGCAUAUCUUCCUCAGAAUAGUCCUCCAGCACCACAGCCUGGUGCUUUCCCCACCCCUCCGGGAACUACUGGAACAAAUAUUCCACCACCACCGAAGGCGGGUGAGAGGUAUCAACCACCCCAGCAGACGUCGGCAACUCAGCCUAUGAGCAUACCGUAUCCUCCGCAGAUGUCCAUGUCACCUCCUAGCGCACCGUACGCGGCUCAGCAGCGUGGUACAUCUACGGCCUCCGUACCUACUUCGGUAUAUAGUGGCCCUGGACCCACGGCUGUGGGUGGCCCACCUACCCAAAGCUUGCAGCAUCCUCCGGGAUAUCACCAGAACGUAAACGCAUCCGAACUAGACAUGCAUCAGAGGUCAGCUAUUCAGCAGAGCGAGUUAGAAAGCCAGGGAGGGGAUUCAAGUGGGGUUUGGGAUUCGGCAAAGAAAUGGGCCCAGCAGACGGGAGAAAAACUCGCCGCAGCUGAGAACGAGGUGUGGAAGAAACUCAACAAGGACUAACGGCGACACUACGGUGUCCGCGAACCCUCACAGCAGUCUACGCUAUACACUCCGGAUCAAUCCAUUGCGAUUCAGGUCCUAGCGCAAUAAUUGCCCACCGAGAUCCAAGAAAGAAAAAGAGUCCUGCAUCGGAGUUCACGAUACGAGUAGUUUCUCAUGCUGUUCUAGAUAUUUUGGGAUUACGAAGCGCUACGUUUGGGUCGGUUGGAAACACCUAUACUCGGGUCUUUUGUCGUUUUAGCAAGCAGAUCUAAUACAAACAUAGCGAUAGUUGUUUGAACAACCUGAUCGCAAGAGGAAACGAAAAAA
Molecule: messenger RNA, 1226 nt
Organism: Annulohypoxylon maeteangense
Lineage: Eukaryota; Fungi; Ascomycota; Sordariomycetes; Xylariales; Hypoxylaceae
Exons: 2
Coding region: 207-917 (236 amino acids)
Source: RefSeq, a predicted model, not a curated record